AUGUACACCAAGAAGGCUCUUUCCGUCGGCGCUGCCUCCCUCGCCCUCAUCGAGCAGGCCAUGGCUUUCAACGCUCAUCGCCACCUUCACCAGGACAAGCGCGAGCUGAAGUAUGACAUAGUCACCGAAUGGGUCACCGUCACUGUCACCGGUGAUGAGUCGGUCCCUGCUGCCACUCCCACUCCUACUCCUCAGCCUGCGGCCCCCGAGGCCCAGUACACUCCCACCACGACUUCUACCUCGAUUGUCGUGAUCCCUACUCCCACUCCCACCCCGAUCUACGCCACCCCCAGCACCACUCUCAUCAAGUCGGUUGCUCCCAAGUCGUCUUCCCAGGCUCCUGUCGCCGAGGCCUUCUCUGAGGCUGCCGUUGCUGUUGCUGCUGUGCCUUCUACUUCUUCCGCCAAGGCCACUGCUUCCGCCGUCGUCAGCUCCAGCUCCACCGUCGGAAAGCGUGGUGUUGCUUACAAUGAUCCCACCAAGGUCAACGCCUUCUUCACUGGCGCCUGCACCAACUGCGGCUGGGCUUACAACUGGGACUCUGCUGACAACGGCAUCACUGCCACGGGUGUCAACUUCGUUCCCAUGCUCUGGGGUCCCAUCGACACCCACACCGCCCGCUGGGCCGAGAACGUUAAAGCCUCCAUCAGCAAGGGCUCUACUCACAUUCUGAGCUUCAACGAGUGCGAUAUGCCUUCUCAGUGCAACCUUGGCGCCGCCGAUGCUGCUACCCAGCACGUCAAGUACAUGAACCCCUACGCCACCACCGACGGCAAGAAGAUCCAGAUCGGAGCCCCUGCCAUCACCAACAGCAACAUUGCUGGCCAGGGUCUCGACUGGCUCAAGGCUUGGGUCUCUGCCUGUGACACCGCCGGCUGCACUUACGACUUCUGCGUCACCCACUGGUACUCUCCCUCCAGCGCUGCCGACACCCUCUUCAGCCACCUUCAGGCCGUCCACGAGGCCUGCGGCAACAAGCCCGUCUGGUUGACCGAGUUCGCUCCCUUCGGUACCACCGAUGAGAUCUCCAGCUUCGUCUCUACCAACGUCCCCAAGCUUGACAGCCUGUCGUACCUCGACCGCUACUCUUACUUCAUGGCUUCCGACGGCGUUCUCAACUCCGGCUCUGGCCUCAGCGCCCUCGGCCAGACUUACGCUGCCGCCGCCUAA
Molecule: messenger RNA, 1170 nt
Organism: Colletotrichum abscissum
Lineage: Eukaryota; Fungi; Ascomycota; Sordariomycetes; Glomerellales; Glomerellaceae
Exons: 1
Coding region: 1-1170 (389 amino acids)
Biological process (GO): fungal-type cell wall polysaccharide metabolic process
Cellular component (GO): fungal-type cell wall
Source: RefSeq, a predicted model, not a curated record